Molecule: messenger RNA, 1263 nt
Organism: Diaporthe citri
Lineage: Eukaryota; Fungi; Ascomycota; Sordariomycetes; Diaporthales; Diaporthaceae
Exons: 4
Coding region: 1-1263 (420 amino acids)
Source: RefSeq, a predicted model, not a curated record
AUGUCCUCUGUGCCCAGAUCUGCCACUUCCGCGGAUCCGGACCCGGACCGCGGCCCUCCACUCAGGGCAUUUCUUAUCUUCAUGACCGUGAUUGUCGUGAUCGCAGUCUGCCUGCGCUUUUGGUCGCGUAGUCUAGGGAUGCCGUCAAGGCACCAGCCGCGCUUGAUGUGGGAUGAUUGGGCCGCCUUGGCCUCGGCGUGUGUCAUUCUCGGUCAGUUUGGCGUGUCUUUCGCGCUGCUGGGCUUGGGCUUUGGUCACCACAUGUGGAUGCUGCCAAGUCAGAAUCUCGAGCCCUUCCUGAAGCUCUUAUUUGCGACAUACUUCAUUGUUUAUAGCGGCCUCGCCCUUGCGAAGGCCUCCGCGUUGUUCUUCCUCAGUCGCGUUUUCCCUCGCACUGGAAAUCCGACUUGGUUCAACGUCGGAGUGGACGUCGCUCACUUUCUAAAUGUCGCAUGGCUUGUUGGUAUGAUUUUUGGGACAGCAUUCAAUUGCAACCCCGUCGCGAAGAACUGGGAUGUCACGGGGGUUAUGCCCGGGAAAUGUGGUCCAACGAGCUCGAUCUGGAUCGCGAGCGUGGUGCCUAGCGUGUUCAUUGACUUGCUCAUUCUCGUCCUCCCUUUACCGAGGAUCUGGACUAUCAAAACGAGCCAUUCGCGGAAAGUUGGACUCACAGUUGUGUUUGUUCUCGGUUACCUUGCUGUUGUCAUCUCCGUUGGCCGUAUGAUCACAGUACUGAAGUCCGUCGACGCAAUCAACAAUGACUUUAGCUAUGAGGGCAUGGCAGACGUGUACUGGGUUACUACGGAGGGGCCAUGCAUCCUGCUGGGUGUAUGCCUUCCCCCAAUGUUGAAUCUUGGCCACCACAUCAGGGCCAACUACCUGUCGCCUAUGGCAAGCUCGAUAUCGCAAGCUCGCUGGAAAUACGGGAGUUCUCGCAAUACAUCCAGGAGCAAGAGAGGUCAACACUCAGGUGGCACGCACUCAGUCUAUCAAGGUGCGGGAUUAGGGCAAGCACAACAUUCGACGACGAAGCUUCAUCCGUCCGAACGAGAGUUGGAAAGCAUGCACAACACCACCGGCUUUGCAAAUACUCGCAGCGAGUCGCCGCAGCUGAUGCAGCCUCAAAGCCACUCCCAUGAAACCCACUACGGGACUCCGGUUAGAAGUUACGACAACACUGCUAGUGCUCCUCUCGCUGUGCCAGAACACUCCAUCCGCGUAGACCGCAACUUCACAGUCAGUCAUCAUCAACCUUACCACUAA